AUGCACAGGCUGGACUUUCAGAAUAAUGCCGCGCUGCUUCACGGCACGGUGGAGGACACCGACACCUCCCUGGCGGAGAUCGAGGCGCGCUUCGGGCCGGAGGUGCGGCGCGUCGUGGAGGAGGUGACCGACGACAAGGCCUUGCCCAAGGCCCAGCGCAAGCGCCUGCAGGUGGAGCGCGCCGCCCACAAGAGCCCGCCCGCCCGCCUGGUGGCCCUGGCCGACAAGCUCCACAACCUCCGCGACCUCGCCCGCUGCGCCCCACAAGGCUGGUCUGCGGAGCGGGUCCAGGAGUACUUCUGCUGGGCCUCGGAGGUGGUGACGGGCUUGAGGGGGACCAACACGGUGCUGGAAGAGAAACUGCAGCAGCUGUUCGAAGCCAGAGGCCUCCCCCCGCUGGGACCCUGACAGCCCCCCCCUAUUCGGAGACCCUGACUCUGCUGGACUCCUCCUGGCUGGAGGGGAAACACCCCGUUGCCUCUGGCCCUCCAGGACUUUGCCGUGACCCCCCACCCACACCCACUGUGUGUGUCCUUCCCCAUGA
Molecule: messenger RNA, 544 nt
Organism: Gekko japonicus
Lineage: Eukaryota; Metazoa; Chordata; Lepidosauria; Squamata; Gekkonidae
Gene: HDDC3
Product: HD domain containing 3
Exons: 3
Coding region: 1-408 (135 amino acids)
Molecular function (GO): guanosine-3',5'-bis(diphosphate) 3'-diphosphatase activity
Source: RefSeq, a predicted model, not a curated record